AUUCCAUCUCACUUGCUGCACGCACCAGCAGCUACUAGCUAGUAUCCUAUCCAAACUUGCAAAAGGCGGGACCGUACCGUAGCAUGCAGUGGCUGCUCGCUCGCUGGAUCCAAGACGUACAUUAUUUCCCUUGCUCCAUUUAGGAGUAGUAUAUAAUAGUGUGUCUCGCUGCUAGUCGUCUUCUUCCCGGAUCCGCCGGCCGGCCGGACAGUGCUGCCUGCCUGCCUGCGUCACACACACAUACACUAGGUGUAGUACAUACACAUGCAUACAAAGCCGGCCAGCAGCCUGUUGCAGCUUGCUACCAGUCUACAGAUCGAUCCAUACUGGCUCUGGCUGGUUGCGGUGAUCAUCAAACAAGCUAGCUACCUAGAGACCGCGCGCGCGACCGGCCGGCCGGCGGCGCCCAGCAGCAGGGACGUAUCGGGAGGCGGCGGCGGCGGGAGCUGAGGAAGUACAGUAGGUGUGGAAGAAGAAGAUGCUGGCCUGCAUCGCGUGCGUCAACAAGGAAGAAGGCGGCGGCCGGGACCGUGACCGUGAGGACGGCGGCGCGCGCUCGGGCGGCGGCGACACCCCGAGCUGCAGAGACCCCGUCAAGUCGCUCACGUCCCAGCUCAAGGACAUGGUGCUGAAGCUGUCCGGCACGCACCGGCAGCACGGCGCGCAGCACAGGCGCGGCGGUUCGCCACCACCUCGGGGCCGUGCCACCUCCCUGUACCGCAGCGGCUACUACCGCCCCGGCGUGGUGCAGGACGACAUGGCUGUGCCCCCGGCCACGUACCUGGGCGGCGGCGCCGGCGUCACCGGCGCGUCGAGCGCGAGCUCCACCCCGGCGUGGGACCUGCCCGUCCGCGCGGACGGCGAGGCCAGGGAGUGGGUGGCGCAGGUGGAGCCCGGCGUGCAGAUCACCUUCGUGUCCCUCCCCGGCGGCGCCGGCAACGACCUCAAGCGCAUCCGGUUCAGCCGCGAGAUGUACGACAAGUGGCAGGCGCAGAAGUGGUGGGGCGAUAACAACGAGCGCAUCAUGGAGCUCUACAACGUCCGCCGCUUCAGCCGACAGGUGCUCCCCACGCCGCCACGCUCCGACGACGGCGAGAGGGAGUCGUUCUACUCGCAGUCGCAGGCGGGGUCGAUGAUCGGGAGCCCCGCGGCCACCCCGUCGCCGGCGCCACUCACGCCGGAGAGGAUCAGCUGGGGCGCGUUCGCGCGGCAGGUGGCGCCGCCGCCAGCAGGCGCAGCGGGCGGCGCCGCGCGGCAGCACAGCUUCCGGCCCAUGUCGCCGCCGCCGCCGUCCUCGUCCAACCCUUCGGAGCGGGCCUGGCAGCAGCAGCACCAGCAGCAGCGACAGGACGGUAGUGGAGCGGCCGGCAAGAGCCCCGCCGCCUCCGAGGCAGCCACCGCCACGGAAGCCGCGAGGACGACCACGUCGUCCAGGGACGACGUGUCCGUCAGCAACGCCAGCGAGCUGGAGGUGACGGAGUGGAUCAUCCAGGACCAGCCCGGCGUGUACAUCACCGUCAGGGAGCUCGCAGACGGGAGCCGGGAGCUGCGCCGCGUCAGGUUCAGCCGCGAGAGGUUUGCUGAGCUGAAUGCCAAGCUGUGGUGGGAGGAGAACAAGGAGAGGAUACAGGCUCAGUACCUUUGAAAACUAGUAAACUGGAAGGAGACUGAAACUGAAUUUUAAUUCAGUUGAGCAGCAGAAGCUGGUGAUAAGUAUGGUGUUGUGCAAGGGCUAGGAAUCAGACAUAUAAUUAAUUUGGUAUAAGUAUAUAGGGAGAGUUUAUGUUUCAAGUUAAAUUGGAGAUGGGGGGUGAGAUAGGGGGGAUUCAUUUGGAGCUGGGAAAGAUAGGGGGGAUGAGAGGGGACAACAGGGACAAUAUGUUCAUGCAUGUUUAGGGCACCUGACCUGCCAGUGGCAGCCCAGGUAACUUGUGAUUGGUGUACCGUACUAAAGUUUUACCAAUCCACCACUAUUGUGCCUAAUCUUCAGUUUCACUCGAUAACAUGAGUAAUGCCAACACAUCUUCUGAUCUUGUGUCACUCAGGUAAGAAAAAGCAUGAGUUUAUCUGUUUCUGCCCUCCCAUGUAAGCGCAUGCAGUGCACAACAGAUAUAUAACAUGCGGUAACAUCAAUCAAUCGAAGAAAAACCACAACCAGGCAUUGAUAUGACAAGUUUUCUCAACAGCUGAAAUUAACAUACAUACAAAACAUAACUGACGAACAUACAGUUUAGCACAUCCAAGGACUCUGUUCUAGAUACAGUUA
Molecule: messenger RNA, 2266 nt
Organism: Sorghum bicolor (sorghum)
Lineage: Eukaryota; Viridiplantae; Streptophyta; Magnoliopsida; Poales; Poaceae
Product: protein Brevis radix-like 4
Exons: 5
Coding region: 479-1645 (388 amino acids)
Source: RefSeq, a predicted model, not a curated record